ACACAACAUGCGGUGACAAUGGUCAUCAGCCAUUUUCUAUACAGUAUCGAUUGCAAUAAUCACUGAAUAUCGAAUGAUUAAUCAAUAGGCGUGGAACUCGGAUGUAUCACGUUGUCACGAAUAUUCAUAAGUGCUUCUAUUGCAUGCACGAAGUCAAAAGGAAGACUACUCGUAUUGAAAUGAUUGGUGGGCCCGAUUUUCAUUUCAACAUUAGUUCUGUGAAGAAAGCGUUUCAUCAAUGGCUCGUUUGAAAGUAAUGCCUUUCUUUCUCAUGAUGUCCGGUUUACGUCUUUAUGAAGUGUUUGUAUUUGCACAGGAAACAUCCACAAAUAUAUUGAAUCCCGAAACUAUUGACUCUUCCAAGAUUCGUCUCAUCGGAGGAUCUGAUGCUUCUAAAGGUAGGGUGGAGAUCUUCUACGAAGGUGUUUGGGGAACAGUGUGUGACAAGACCUGGGACUUUCAGAGUGCCAAGGCUGUGUGCCGACUGCUCGGCUUUGAAGGGGCACUGGCGGCGCCUGGUGCUGCUGCGUAUGGUCAAGGGUCUGGCAGGAUUCUCGGUUGCGAUUCCACAGAUGACAAACUAGAUUGCUACCAUCAAGGGAUUGGUGUCCUUGAUUGCCAUCAUGACGACGACGCAGGAGUCAGAUGCUUCAUGGGGUCGGAUCCGUUCGAGGUUCGUCUUAUGGGAGGCGACGGAGCAGAUGGCGCUCCUGAUGGAAGGCAGGGUAGGGUUGAAAUUCUUUACGACGGAGCCUGGGGAACCGUCUGUGACAGCCACUGGGACGUCAGUGACGCAACGGUGGUAUGUCGGAUGCUAGACUUCGAUGGCGCACUGGAAGCAACGCAUUCUGCCAACUUCGGCAAGGGUUUGGGGGACAGUGUCUUGGAUGGUGUCCGCUGCAGAGGAUCAGAGGAGCACCUUGCAGACUGCAUGCAUGGUGGAUUCGGGACAAAUGUUUGCAGUCACGAAAAAGAUGCGGGUGCCAUCUGUUAUUCCAAUGUUCGUCUCGUAGGAGGAUCGAACGCUGCCGAAGGCCGCGUUGAGAUACAGCAAGGUGGUAGAUGGGGAACUGUUUGCCACGACCAAUGGGACAGCUUUGAUGCUACCGUUGUAUGUAGAAUGCUCGGGUUUCAAGGAGCCUUGGAGGCCCUGGGAUCUGCACACUUUGGCAAAGGAUCGGGAGAAAUCUUCAUGGACGAAGUCCAGUGCGAAGGAACAGAGUUACGUCUAACAGAUUGUAAGCACAACGGAAUAGGUGAACACAACUGCGCACACAACGAGGACGCCAGCGUGGUGUGUGAUACUUUCCAGAAAGGCUGUUCUACAAAUAUAAAUGUUGGUGUGAUCGUUGGUACUGUACUAGGAACUAUCAUCUUAAUACUGAUGCUCUUCAUCGGUGUGGCAGUUUUGAUAUUAAGGGGCUUCCGUAGGAUAGGGAGGAACAAGAAAAAGUACAAGGAGAAUCUUUCACCGUCCUUCCCAUCGGAGAUCAUGAUCGGAUCACUUGAACCUGAGGGUAUCAAUAUCAAACCUCCAAAGCUGCCAGCUAGGGCAUUAACAUUUCCCAUAGGCUUUCGAAAAGGUGAAAAGUCCCCUCCAGGUGGGACGGUGGAAAUCUGUCAGAGUCCCAAACCUGAAGAUGCAGACCCUGUAGGCCUUAACACUGGUCAUGCUGGUGAAGAUUGCGUCUACAUGAGCAUGGAAACAGAGUACAUGGCGCCCUCUGCGUCCAACGAUGAUCAGGAUACAAUCUCGACCACAUUGCACAGGUCAGUGGUCUCGGAUGAAGAAGGAACAGUCGCAGUCAAGGACAGUGUUUAUAUGGGGGACGAGCAGGUCGAAGCCGACAAUCUUUCGGAUAUCGAAGAAGUGGUCGCUUCUAAAGUGGAGGAUGAUAUUACUUCAGAAUGAAAAUGCAUGCCCGACCUAGACCUAAAAGUAUCUGACUCCAUAUAAGAAAGAUACUUAAGCAACUUGUCCGACACUCAGCACUGAACUGUAUUAUAAAACAAAACCUCAAGUUUCUACUUCUUCGGUUGCUACACUGGACUACUUUUGUCUUCACAACACCACCUCCAUAAAAGUCAUCUUCCACUCUGUGCAAAGCCCCUGCACCCCCAAAAUUACUUAUUGAUUUUAACCGUUGUAUUAAUUUUUUUUCAUCGAAAUGUAGAUCUAUGAAUGAUUGUAGUUUUGAAAAUAAUCAGAAUCUAGUCUAGUUAACACCCCCGUGCAAUUUCAGAAGUCCGUUGUAAAUUUACGAACAGCGUUAUGUAUUAUACCUAAAAGGGGACUUAUUGUCAAUGAAGGCCACGGCCGCACACCUUACGACUCGUCCAUGAUCCGAUUUUUAUACAAAUCGCAUUUUGCUAAAAGUUUCAGACAAUGUGAAUAAAAAGUAUCCUUACCUUUGAAGUCCGUAUUAAAUGAAAGAAUACUAAUAUAACAAGUUUGGAUGAUUGCAAGGCAGCCUUUAUCAUGUUUAUUUAGGAGUAAAGACCAAAUAAGUCAAAAAUCGUAGCUAAUUGUACGAUUGCUCUGACGCCAUUACGACUAGAUAUUAAAUUCGAUUUUACUCUUAUAAGGAUGACAGCAGAGUCACAGAUUUGAACGUAGGUAUUCGUAAGAUGAUUUAGAACAUUACACAACAAGAUAUUCCAUGUCUCAACGUUAGAAUCAAAUUCUACUACGUUUUAUUCCAAAAUCUGUUCGCAGACCAAUCGUAAGGUGAGCGGUGGCAUUAAGAAUGGCUUGUUACAUCAAUUGUGAAAUUUAGGUCCUACAUAUACUUAUUUAUAGCCCUGUACCAUGUAUGCUUUUAUAAUAGUUAAAUGGCUAAGAUAUCGUAUAUUGUGUUAGAAGCUACAAUUAAGAAGGACACAUAAUAAAAAACAUUAUACACCAGUUAUUACUAUGAUAUUAACAUAAUGAUAAAGCUAGUUUUAUUGUUCUAGGAAUACAUGUAAUUGAGUCGAACAAUAUUUGGCAAUAAUUUCGCUUAUGAUUAUGCAAGAAAUUAAGUAAAAUGCGAAUAAAUAAAUCGAACAUUACAACCCUGAUUAAAAUAUAUAAUACCAAACAAUUGUUGAUAUAAAUAAUGAGUACAUGAUUCUAAAAAUGCAAAAAUAUGUAUAUCUCCAAAGUCUGUUAGAAGAUUCAUCAGUCAGAAUGUUCUAUUUUCGCAUAGUAUAAUGUAAAAUAAUAAAAACUUAAGUUUUAACAUGUAAUUAAUGUUCAUUAAAAGGAACAAAAACGAGGGCACA
Molecule: messenger RNA, 3264 nt
Organism: Lytechinus pictus (painted urchin)
Lineage: Eukaryota; Metazoa; Echinodermata; Echinoidea; Temnopleuroida; Toxopneustidae
Product: deleted in malignant brain tumors 1 protein-like
Exons: 5
Coding region: 239-1912 (557 amino acids)
Cellular component (GO): membrane
Source: RefSeq, a predicted model, not a curated record